This is a messenger RNA of Aricia agestis (brown argus), 2509 nucleotides long. RefSeq names its product eukaryotic translation initiation factor 2 subunit 3-like (gene Eif2g). Lineage: Eukaryota; Metazoa; Arthropoda; Insecta; Lepidoptera; Lycaenidae. The record is from RefSeq and is a predicted model, not a curated record. Gene Ontology annotation, cellular component: eukaryotic translation initiation factor 2 complex; cytosol; nucleus. Bases 204 to 2012 code for a protein of 602 amino acids. Gene Ontology annotation, molecular function: tRNA binding; translation initiation factor activity; GTPase activity. The transcript is spliced from 3 exons. Gene Ontology annotation, biological process: positive regulation of translational fidelity; formation of translation preinitiation complex.
AAUGUCAAAAGUUAACGCCGAAAUUCUAAAAAAAGUUGCUUCCUUUCUGUAAAAGUAGCCACGCAAUUUUACGGUGGUUUGUGUAAUUAACUUAACAAAAAGUGCUACAUUACAUCUUAGUAACUGUAGAACAACAAUAUAACUGAAACCCUUCGAAUACAUAAGUUUUCAUUUAAGAUUAUUGAUAAGGACAAGGUGCAAACAUGGCAUCGAAUGAGGGUCGAGCCCAGUCAAACUUGCAUCAGCAAGACUUAUCUAAAUUAGAUGUAACCAAGUUGUCUGCACUAUCGCCCGAGGUAAUAUCGAGACAGGCUACCAUCAACAUUGGUACAAUUGGUCAUGUAGCCCAUGGAAAAUCAACAGUGGUCAAGGCAAUCUCAGGAGUACAGACUGUCAGAUUCAAAAACGAAUUGGAGAGGAAUAUUACUAUUAAAUUAGAGCGAGUAUCAGACACAAUUCUAACAUUGUUUCGCGACAGAGCUGAUGAAAGGCAGGAAAAUAUGUUUGUGGAAAAAUUCAGAAAAGCAAAGAAGAGGCCUUUCGUACCAGACUCUCCUGCUCCCAAAGCCAAGAAAAGGAAAACUGAAAAAGAAGAAUCCAAUGCCAAGAAGAAAAAAACUGAGAAGCAAGAUCCUGAUGAAUUUAUAAUUGAAAAAAUAUUGGACUUCAAGUUUGAUUCUGGAAGAGAGUAUUUCUUUGUGAAAUGGCAGGGCUAUGGUGAAGAAGAUAAUACAUGGGAACCUGUAGAAAAUUUAGACAAUUGCCCUGAUAUAUUAAAGAGCUUCUUGAUGAAUGAAGAAGUUAGGCACUGUGAAAAGUUGACACAAAUCAAGGAAGAAAUAUCUUUUGACAAUUUGCUCAGUAACAAAAAUUUAGUUAAAAGGCUACAAGAGGUUGAAGAAACUGAAUGUCCACUAUUGAAAAUGCAACUCACAGUCAAAUUACUCUCAAUGCUACAUUUACAAGAAAAAGAUGAAAAGUAUGCAACUGAGCUCGUUGAAAAGUGUAGAGAUCUUUUACAAUUAUAUGUCUUGACUAGAAGGCGAUGUCGCCAAUUAAUACAACUUAAAAACUGGGAGGAGUAUCUAAACCAAGUAGACACUUCCAAAAAGCUGUCAGUGGAAAAUAUUGUUGAUUUGGCUUCUCCUCCAGAGAAUUUUACUUACAUUAAUGAGUGUAUACCAGCCUCUGAGGUUGUCAUUCCUAAAGAACCUCCAAUUGGCUGCGAGUGUGAUUCUUGCAAUUGUAGAUCUAAAUCUUGCUGCGGCUCCCAGGGUGGCCUCUUUGCGUACACUGUCACUAAGAGGUUGCGUGUUGCACCUGGGACACCUAUUUACGAAUGUAACAAAGCAUGCAAGUGUUCAUCAGAGUGCAACAACCGUGUUGUGCAAAGAGGAAGGAACAUAAAGCUCACCAUAUUCAGAACGUCCAAUGGUUGCGGAUGGGGAGUUAGAACGGAUCAGAAAAUAAAAGAAGGGCAAUUUUUAUGCCAGUACGUUGGGGAGGUUAUAACUUUUGAGGAAGCCGAAAAAAGGGGGAGGGAAUAUGAUGCUAAUGGUCUUACAUAUUUAUUUGAUCUCGACUUCAAUUCAGUAGAAAACCCUUACACGGUCGAUGCAUGUAACUUAGGUAAUGUGUCACAUUUUAUAAAUCAUUCUUGUGAUCCAAACCUAGGUGUCUGGGCAGUGUGGGCCGACUGCCUUGAUCCAAAUCUUCCGAUGCUGGCUCUUUUUGCUACUCGUGAUAUAGAGGCUGGAGAAGAAAUAUGUUUUGAUUAUUUACAAAAGUCUGCAGACGGUAUUGAUGAUCCGGAUAUUGUAAAAGUUGUGAAAGAAAAAGAGGUUGAGGAAGAUGAAGACAAUAUUCCUAGUGCUUCUGAAGCUAACACCUCAGAUUCACCUGUAUCUCCAAUGAAAAAUAGAUUUGAAAUCCAACAACAAAACAUGGCUUCACUUCGUAACAGAACAGAAUGCAAGUGUGGUGCUCUUAAGUGUAGGAAAUACCUAUUUUGAAUUUACAUUUUUGAACAAAACCAUGUAAAUAAGUAAUGUUACAUUUACCUUUAUAUAUAUUUUUUGCAUUGUAUUUUAUUGAUUAUAUUGUGGCAGUUAAAGUUUAUUCAAUGGUAUUUUAAUAUGGUAGAUAUACUUUUGUAUUUUACUGUUUAGAUUUUACAUUCAUAGAUUAAGAUAUUUUUAGUAUUAAGAUCACAUUAGUGCAACAAAACGUUGAUAUCUGUUUACAAAUUGUAAUUACGAAAUAUCAUAAACUUCAUGCUGCAUAAAACUUGAGUUUGUCCAUAUACUGUAAGUACAGGAGUAGUAUAUCAGAUCUCUAUAUUUAGGAUGUAAAGAGAUUUGCUAAUAAAUUACUAUUGCUGACUAUGUAUUAUAAUAUGACUUUGAUCUGACCAUAAAAGAAAUAUAUAUUCUUUUUCUUUUCGAAAUUUGUUACAUAGACAGAGGUUUAACCAGUAGCCCUAGCAUGGCCACAGUAGAAAUACGAAAGU